Molecule: messenger RNA, 2433 nt
Organism: Drosophila nasuta
Lineage: Eukaryota; Metazoa; Arthropoda; Insecta; Diptera; Drosophilidae
Gene: Cyp6d4
Product: Cytochrome P450 6d4
Exons: 3
Coding region: 611-2158 (515 amino acids)
Molecular function (GO): oxidoreductase activity, acting on paired donors, with incorporation or reduction of molecular oxygen; monooxygenase activity; heme binding
Source: RefSeq, a predicted model, not a curated record
AUUCGGCUAUACCGCAAGAUCGAUUAGAUAGAAGGCUAUUAAGAUAAUGUUGAACAGCCUAAUCUUCAUAUCGAAAUAUAACGAGUCUAGUCCGAGCUGUGACUGUAUCUGAAUGCACCUCAAAGGGUCAUGUUGUAUCUGAUAUCAAACUGACUUCGAUCAUCAGUACCAUCUUGAGAUUUUGGGAUUAUAGAUGUCAGCGACGUUGUACAAGUAAUUUACUAUUGUAUGAAAAAAAAAAUAUUCGAUCCACCAAGCCAAGUUAUAUUUAUCUCAGUAAGGGCAUGAAUUGAACUAAAAUGCCAAUCUAUUGUGAACCUACCACAAAUCGAAGUGUUCAAAAUGUUUGCACCUAAAGAGAGAUAAGAUUUCGUAUUAUCAAAAUGUAUAGAUUAGAAACUAAUGACUCCUCCAUGGAUUUCGUACAUUUCAAACAAAGUGUAGCUAUGCUCUUAGCACCAACACGAAAGAGCGUGUGUACAUUAUGAAAUCAGCGUCAACAUGGAUUGUAUAAAGUGCGCAGUCAACGAAUCGAAGCCAGUCAGACAAGUUUUGCGCUUGAUCGCGUCGAGUGUUAUUCGAUUCUAUUCGCUUCUAUUCGAACUUUGAAAUGCUCUCUUUGAUUAUCUUAGGCCUCUCGCUAUUGGCGUUGGGCUGGUACUAUCUCAAACAUCAUUACUCUUAUUGGGAACGACAAGGCUUUCCCACCGAUAAAAAUGCAUCUAUUCCCUUUGGAUGUCUCGGUAGCGUCUGGAGAAGAGAGAAGGCCAUGGGCUUGGCUGUACACGAUGUUUACUUAAAGAGUAAAGAACGUUUUCUCGGUACCUAUUUACUUUUCCGUCCGGCUGUACUAGUGCGUGACGCUGAGCUAGCUCGACGAGUGUUGGCUCAAGAUUUCGCAAGUUUCCACGAUCGCGGUGUAUAUGUUGACGAGGAGAAGAAUCCAUUGUCGGCAUCGAUCUUUGCCUUACCCGGCCAGAGCUGGCGUUCUAUGCGACAGAAACUUUCACCCUGUUUCACCUCCGGCAAGCUAAAGGCAAUGUACAGCACAGGAGAGGAUAUUGGAGACAAGAUGGUGAAUCACUUGAAGAAAGAACUUCCGGAACAAGGUUUCAAGGAAGUGGACCUUAAGGACGUGAUGCAAACAUAUGCCAUUGAUAUCAUCGCUUCCACCAUCUUCGGGAUGGACAUCAACAGUUACGAGCAGCCAAACAACAAGUUUAAGAAGCUAGUUUCCGCUGCCCGAGUCAAUACCAGAUUUACGGCUCUAUUUGGAAUGCUAAUAUUCCUGGUUCCUUCAGUCGCACGGCUGAUGUUCCGCCUUGGCUUGCAGAAUCCUGUUGGAUUAGCAAUGUUAGCCAUUGUUAAGGAGACCAUGGAGCAAAGAGAGAAACACGGCAUAGUGCGCAAGGACAUGAUGCAGCUGCUCAUGCAGUUAAGGAACAAUGGCAGCAUCGAUGAGGACGACCACAAAAUCUGGAGCUUAGAGAAGACAGAUGACGGCCGUUUAAAAAGCAUGUCGCUAGAAGCAAUUACAGCGCAAGCUUUUAUAUUUUAUAUUGCUGGUCAGGAGACAACGGGAUCAACAGCUGCAUUCACAAUUUUUGAGCUUGCUCAGCAUCCGGAACAUUUGAAGCGUCUUCAAGAUGAGGUAGAUGAGACGUUGAAGCAGAACGAUGGACAAAUUACCUACGACGUGCUGAACAAGAUGGAGUUCCUUGACCUAUGUUUGAAUGAAACGUUGCGCAAAUAUCCUGGUCUUCCUCUGCUAAACCGAGAGUGUACUAAGGACUUUACUUUGCCGGACACGGACCAUGUGAUUAAGAAGGGCACUCCCGUCGUGAUCUCCCUCUAUGGCAUUCACCGCGACCCCGAGUACUUCCCGGAGCCCGACAAAUAUGAUCCGAAUCGAUUUGCAGAGGAGACAAAGAACUACAAUCCUGUGGCAUACAUGCCAUUCGGUGAGGGACCCAGGAUCUGCAUUGCACAGCGAAUGGGCCGCAUUAACUCAAAGCUUGCCAUCGUAAAAGUACUACAACAUUUUAAUAUCGAAGUGAUGAGCAAACGGGAGGUGAAGUACGAAGCCUCUGGCAUUGCCCUUAUGCCAAAGGAGGGCGUAAAGGUGCGUCUCUCUAAAAGGACCCCCGUGUCUCAAUGAAAUAUUUGCCGAAGUUACGAAUUGAAUAAAAUUCGACAAUGCCGCAAAUUCGAUUAGAUAAAAGGCCAUUAAGAUAGUGGUGCGAAAUAGAUAACUAAUAGUAUUUAAACCUCCUUAUCGAUGUUACAAAUAUAUAUAUGUAGAGUCAGAGCUGUGAAUGUUAAUGGAGUCAACACUUUUUAUUAAAUGCUUCAAAUUGUUGCACUUGUAUUAUCUGUUAGAUUAGUCAGCACAUAAAUUUAUUUAUAAUUAUUACAGAUUAAAGGUACUUAUUU